UACAAUGUGACAGAACGAAAUUGUUAAAUUUGUAGUUUAAAUUAAUUUUAUAAUUUUACCAAAAUGUACAAAGGUUUUUCACGAAUAUGGACCGUUUAUUCUAUAGAUAGACUACAGCCGUGCAUUACACCAUUUGUUACAAGUGUUUUUAAUUCUCAAAAAGGCAAAGUGUGCAAUGUAGGUUAUGUUUUCAAGAGAACCAAAAAACACGAUAAAGGCAACCCGUCUGCUCUUUUCGUUCCCGUACCGGUUAAACCAAAUCCAGAUGAUAUAAAUAUAGGUGAAGAAUUCACAGGACGGCUUAAAAAGCAAGAUUUGUUGAAAAUUUUGAACAAGUUUUAUCAGAAGCCAGAGGUUAGAGUUUUAGCGGCAGAAAAUGGUUUGGACGAUCAGUUAUUGCAUCAAUCCUUUUUGUCAUUUAGAAGGCAUUGUUUGGAACAUGAUUUACCCCCCGAUUUACAUAUUACAAUAAGCGAUAUAUUAGUAGGUGCUGGCCAUGUUGAUGACCUGUUUCCAUAUUUCCUUAGACAUGCUAGACUUGCAUUCCCCCAUCUUGACUGCUUAGAUGAUCUUAAGAAAAUAUCUGACUUAAGAACUCCUGCUAGUUGGUAUCCCCAAGCUCGUAAUAUUAAUAGGAAGAUAAUAUUUCAUGCUGGACCCACUAAUUCAGGAAAGACUUAUCAUGCAAUGGAGAAGUUCCUGACAUCAAAGUCUGGUGUUUACUGUGGACCUCUUAAAUUAUUAGCUACUGAAAUAUACCACAAAUCUAAUUCUAAGGGCACCCCAUGCGAUUUAAUCACAGGAGAGGAGAGGAGGCAUGCAUCGCAAUACACAACACUAGUCGACAAUAGUGAAGAGACAGACAAGGCUCAAGAAAAAGAAUCAUAUUUAAUAGAUGAACCCGAGUUGACUCCCUCGAGGCAUGUGGCGUGCACUGUUGAAAUGACAUCAUUGAAUGAAUUGUACGAAGUCGCAAUCAUUGAUGAAAUACAGAUGAUCGGUGAUAGAGGCAGAGGUUGGGCUUGGACAAGAGCAGUUUUAGGUUUACAAGUUGAGGAAUUACAUUUGUGUGGUGAAGCAGGCUCAAUAAAUCUAAUAGAAGAAAUUUGUAAUACUACUGGAGAAGAAAUUGAGAUCAGAUCAUACAAAAGGCUAACAGAACUAAAAGUGGAAGACACGGCCCUUGGUUCCUUGGAUAAAGUGCGCGAGGGAGAUUGUAUAGUAUGUUUCAAUAAGAACGACAUUUACAGUGUAAGUCGAGCAAUCGAACAGAGGGGCCAUGAAGUGGCAGUGAUAUACGGCAGUCUGCCUCCAGGCACGAAACUGGCACAAGCAAAUAAAUUCAACGAUCCGGACAGCUCUUGCAAAGUCAUGGUGGCUACUGACGCCAUAGGACUUGGAAUCAAUUUGAGUAUACGAAGGAUAAUAUUUUACUCGCUAAUAAAGCCUGUGGUGAAUGUAGAUGGCGACAAAGAAAUGGACGUAAUAAGCAUAUCGCAGGCAUUGCAAAUAGCUGGUCGCGCUGGUAGAUACGGCAGCGCUUGGGAGACGGGGUUCGUAACCACGUACAAGCCGGAAGACCUCGCCACGCUAAAGACGUUGCUUGCACAGCCGCCGGAUCCAAUAACACAAGCUGGUUUACACCCCACUGCGGAGCAAAUGGAAUUGUACGCCUACCACUUACCACAUGCCACUCUCAGUAGCUUGAUGGAUAUAUUCGUUCACCUGUGCACAGUGGACGAUUCACUAUACUUCAUGUGCAAUACAGAAGGUUUUAAGUUCCUGGCGGAGAUGAUACAACACGUGCCGUUACCGUUGCGGGCACGGUACGUGUUCUGCUGUGCGCCGAUCAACAACAAGUUGCCGUUUGUUUGCGCCACUUUCCUUAAGAUGGUCCGCCAAUACAGUAGAAACGAGCCAAUAACUCGCAACUGGAUGAGCAACGUUGUUGAUUGGCCGCUGCCACCGCCCAAAACCAUAAUGGAUCUCAUACAUUUGGAGGCUGUUUUCGAUGUACUAGAAUUAUACUUGUGGCUCAGCUAUAGAUUUCCAGACAUGUUCCCCGAUGUCAAACUGGUCCGGGAAAUGGAAUCUGGUUUGGACGCUAUAAUUCAACAAGGAAUUUUCCAAAUUACCAGGUUAUUAAGAAAUUCAGAACAAGUCCUACGCAGUGAUCCAGAUAUGUCCGAAUCGGGUAGAAAGAGGUCAGGAAAACUCCAUGUACAACCCAGAGAUGACGAGCCAAAGGGAAAACUUUCAGAAAUGCUUGUUGCCAAAGGCUUAAUAACUCCACAGAUGCUAAAAAAAUUACAACAGGAACUCGCCACAGAUAAAACAGACAGAAGAACAAAGGGGGGCAGAAAUAGGAGGAAAUAAAUAGUUAAUAAUUCGUUCAGGAUAUUUGAUAUCGAUGGCAAAGAGACUAUUCUAGCGUCCGAAAAUGAAAAUAUAAGUAUACAAUGUAAAUCGGAUUUUCCGAUGACUUAUUGUGGUUUCGUACAUCCCAGUGGAAAGCGGUUUUCGUUUACAGAUCGCACUGUAAACGACGGCAAGUGUGCUCAAAAGAUUAAGGCUACAAAAUCGGACAGCGGGGAAUGGGGCUGCCACAUAGGCACAAAAUCUGUAAGAUUGGAAACAAUAAAGAAAAUCCAAGUUCGUAUAGUGAACCAAGUGGCGGCAUUGGAAACUAAUGUUACAGCGAAGCUUGGAAGACCAAUCACGAUCGCCUGCGCCACUACGAAAGGCCUUAUACCGUUGAGCUACUGUAGAUUCGAACCACCAAACGGAAGGUCUUUUAACAUCGACCCAUCUGUAACUGAAAACAGUUCAAUUCUUGGCAAAUACUACUUCCCAUCGAAUGCAAGUCUUGAUCGUGGAGAUUGUGCGGUUACGAUCAUCAAAGUGAAGUAUGAUGACGUUGGACUUUGGACUUGCGGAGCAGGGCUUGAUGAUGGGAAAGAGCAUAUCGACGUAAUCAAACUUGAGGUCGAAGGUAUGUACAAAAUGUCAACAGCAUCAGCAACCGGAGUUACACUUGGUGGGAUUCUCAUAGCAGUCGCCCUUGGCUCUCUCGGAUACGUUGCGUGGAAAAAGAGAAGAUUCCUAGGAGGAACACACCCUGAGCCAGAAGUUAUUGAGAUCCAGGAAAUGGCAAGGCAAAGUUCAGAUAGUCAAAGUCCAAUGCCGGAAAGAAGUUUGCCGGCUAUUGUGAUCCAGUCGCCUUCUACUCCGGGAGAGCCUGGGACGUCGCCGCUGAUGUCAAGGUCUCAGAGCCCAACGUAAAAAAGUUCUGGAUCUGCUUUAGGACUCAAUGGUACCUUUUAAAAACGGUAGUCAGCUAUUAAAUUAAUAUGUUUCAAGCUUAGUUCAUGAAUAAGAUAGUAUAAAAAUAGAUUUGGUUAUUAGGGUUCCGUAAGCAAAGGGUAUAACGGGAACCUAUUACUAAAACUCCGCCGUCCGUCCGUCUGUACCGGGCUGUAUCUCUUGAUAGUUAGACAGGUGAAAUUUUCACAGAUGUAUUUCUGUUGCCGCUAUAACAACUAAUCCUAAAAUAAAAUAAAUAUUAAAGGGGGCUGCGAUUCAACAUAUAGAGACAAAAAUCAUGUUUUUGUUGUUUUUAUAAAUAGUGGUACGCAGUGGCGUGCAUAGCGGGUGUGCACAUGGUAUGCCGAUGAUAUACAAGGAAGAAAAUCUCCAAUACGAGUUAUAAAUACUUAAGGGUGGACUGGUACGGUACCGGAGAUUUUCUUAGUGUACGAAACCCUUCGUGUAGAAUGGUACGACUCGGUUUUUUCUUGUUUCAAAAUCGUUACUGGAACAAAAAUAAGAACAGUAAGUGAUGUACCAUUGAAAUGGACGUCCUUGGCGCAUCAAAUAAAACAACCCCUAGUUUCUAUCGAAUUUUAAUAAUUUUAAGUAUUUUGACGCGUAAUCACCACGCUGGGCAGACGACCUGGUGAUCCCAGUACUUGGUAGUAUAGUAGCACACAGGACACCACUGGCUGUGGUAAGAAGAGGGGUGGUGACAACUGUUUUCUGGUCACCACAAGGCAAAGCGCCUGUUUCGGUUAUUUAAAAAUCGUGAACCUUUUUUCCGUGGGCUUAAAAAAUAACCCAUCUUCAUCACCAGCGAAGUCGCCAUCGCCACGAGAAAAAUUGUAUUUAUUCAACUCUCUCUCUUCUCUUAUUUAUUUAUCUAAUUUUUGGGCAGCGAAAAAAAAGAAAUUGAUAUUUUUACUCAUUUUUAUUAUAUUUUUGAUUAUACAUUGCUUACUUCUAUGAUUACAAUUCUAAAUUAUAUGUUUUCAACAGUUUUUCCCAAACCUGUGGUGAUAUCGUUGCAUACUUUGCAAUUGCUUCGUGAAUCGUAUUGUAUUCGUUUGCUCGUUGAUGACCUCUUUGGCGCUUGGAACUUUGCAAACAUCUCUAGGGUAGGGUAAUUACUGCAUGUAUAUAAUAUGCAUAUUUUUAUGUCGCAUCUGUCUUUAUAUUUCACAUCUGUCAACAUGGGCAUUCCCGACGCCAAAAAAUUUAUUUUGUUCAAACUGGUUUUUUGUCAGUUUACACUUGUCCAUGAAGCACGCGUUACUGUGGCAACAGGUUACUGAAGUUAAAACUCGAAUUUGGUGAUAGGCCAGUCAGUCUACAAAAGUUAAAUUGACAUUCUACUAAUGAAGACAUAAUCAUUGUUUUUCAUAAUGAUG
This is a messenger RNA of Pararge aegeria (speckled wood butterfly), 4703 nucleotides long. It is a transcript of the gene Suv3, whose product is annotated as ATP-dependent RNA helicase SUV3 homolog, mitochondrial. Gene Ontology annotation, biological process: mitochondrial RNA 3'-end processing; RNA catabolic process. The record is from RefSeq and is a predicted model, not a curated record. Gene Ontology annotation, molecular function: hydrolase activity, acting on acid anhydrides; RNA helicase activity; ATP binding. Gene Ontology annotation, cellular component: mitochondrial degradosome. The transcript is spliced from 19 exons. Lineage: Eukaryota; Metazoa; Arthropoda; Insecta; Lepidoptera; Nymphalidae.